AUAUAUCUCUCGAGCUCUGAUUGGAUAAUUGAGGUCACUUGACCGGAAAAGGAAACUGCCCGCCUUCCUCUUUCCUUGAUUGUGACAGGAGAAAAAUGGAGGAGAAAAGCAAGCUGACACCUGCACUGGGAAUGGUCUCUCCCACUAUUCUGCAAGCCUCCCCUGAAUGAGUCAUCCAGCCCGCUCCUCAUUGGACAGGACCAUGCCGUCCCCAGGGAUUGCCUUGCAGCAGCAGCAGCAGCAGCAGCAGCAGCAGCAGCAGCAGCGGCAGAGCGGCCUUGCUUCCAUUCACAGAAACAUUGGUAUGCCAGCCCGCUAUUUCAUUCACACCCAGGACUAAAUAUUGCAUGCCUUUUGGCCCCCGCCCCCUUCUUUCCUCUUUGUUGUCUUACUGUUAAAUUAGCAGCAGGGGAGUAACCAAUUUUUUUUGUAUCUGAUGAUGGGAAGGUAAACAAAAACAGUUUUCUUUUUUCCCCCCCUCCUUUCUAUAUUUGCCAAGCAAGAAAAAAAAAUGUUGGGAGGGAGACUGCAGUGCGAAAUCCGCAGCGAUGUGAGCGAGAGCGGAAGAUGCUUAUGAAUGAGCGUCAGUCGCUCUUGUUGCUGGACUAAAUGCUGCUGAGGACAUUUUUUACAUGAAUGGUGUGUGUGUGUGUGUGCGUUCUUCCUGCUACCACGGCGACCAGAGAUGCUUCAUCAACAUCAUCGCCACCGCUGCUCUUGAAGAGACUCGUAGGCUUCUUUUCUUGUUCCUUUUUCUUCAUUGAUUCAUCCUUCUGAGAAAGAUGUCGGGUUGAUUCAGGUGGACCUGCUGCAGCUGCGCAUUUUAGGCAUCUUUAUUGUUAGGGUUUUGCUGGUCUAUUGAGGGAUUCUACUCAUCCACACACUUUAUGACCAGUGCCUAAUUAAUGCACUUUGCUAUUUCUAGUCAGGCUAAAGUCGAAUGAUCUUGUUUCACUGCAACCUCUGAGGAAAAUGUUCAGUUCAAAUAAGUUUUUGUAUUUAUUAUACACAUUUUCAUGAUAUAUUGCACAAAUUCCUCACUAUUAUAGCUUAAUUCCACCUAAGCUACCUCUCAUUUUUUCUUCCUCAACAAUAACAGCGCAACACAUUUUACUAACUGAUUGCUACGAAAGUGCUCUGGGAGUUUUUUUUUCUCCCUCCCCCUUCCUCCUCCUGCUCUCUCCCUCCAACAGGAAGUGAUUUGCAGUGUUCAGCAAGCCUUUUGUUGAGAAGGUUUUCUCACGUCAGUGAGUCAUGCUCCUGCUCUGAGCCGGCAGCAGCAGCAGCAGACGGACAUUCAUAGUGUUUGCUCCUCUAGACAUACAUUCCUUUUUUUGGAGGCUAAAAAUCAUCAUUGUUAUAAUCAUAAGCAGCAGCAUCAUCACCGCUGGAAGCCACAACAGCAGCCUUCUAGCUCUCCAUCCUCCUUGUUUCCAUGGAUUUCCUCUUUAUUUUUCUCCGUGGCCAACUGCAUUGAGGCUUUGGAUUUUUAUCAAUCGGAAUCUGGCGGUGGCUCGACCGCUGUAACCUCUAAUCGAGAGAGAUCUCUGGCCUGUGAUUGCAACAAGGCGUUUGCCGCCACCGCAUCAACCACAACCUCCGCCGCUGCCAUGUUACAGGAGAAGGUAAUCAUCUUGGCGCAGCCACGUCUGCCAGCGCACUCGUGAAAGAGGCGUGUGCGGUGUGUGUCGCGGAGAGCAGAGGGAACGAGGGUAUGCUUCACCGUACCAAAUACAACCGCUUCAGGAAUGAAUCGGUGACGUCCGUUGAUGAUCUCGUCCACGGCCUGUCCAUGAACCCCAAGGUCUCGGGCGACCCGCGGUCCACCACCGAGACUUCCUUCACGCCCCCGACUGAGGUCCAGCCCUCAUCCGCCUCCAAUGCCCCCGGCGCCCCCGCCGGCCACGGCUCCGACCACCCGGACGAUGGAGGUACCCACCUGUGCACCCUCAUCAACAAGGUGUCCAGCUUGAAGUUCAGCAACUCAGGGAGUCUGCUGGGCAUUAAGGGUCUGCCCUCAGCCGUCAAGGACCUGGCGGUGGCCAAGCUCCAAGGGGGCGGGGGUUCGGGUUGCUCCAGCGGGACGACAACUGCGGCGGCCUGCGGUUCGACACCCCCUUGCUCGCAGCUGGAGCCUUCCGCCAGCAUGAGCAAGAAGAGCAGGCUGGACGAGCGUCAUCACAGUGGGGAGGACUGGGUUCCCGGUGGAGGAACGCUGAGCAAAGCCUUCAGAGGGUGGCUCCACUCCAGUGACAAGAUCUCUGGUCCAGGAGUGACUUACAUAGUCAAGUAUCUGGGUUGCAUUGAAGUGCUGCGAUCGAUGAGAUCUUUGGAUUUCGCCACACGUUCCCAAAUAACAAGGGAGGCCAUCAGCUUGGUUUGUGAGGCUGUUCCAGGGACCAAAGGAGCUCUGCGAAAGCGCAAGCCGCCCUCUAAAGCGCUGUCCAGCAUCUUGGGGAAGAGCAAUCUGCAGUUUGCUGGCAUGUCCAUCAACCUGAACAUCUCCACCAGUAGUCUCAACCUGAUGACCCCAGACUGCAAACAGAUUAUAGCCAACCAUCACAUGCAGUCCAUCUCUUUUGCAUCAGGUGGAGACCCUGACACAACUGACUUUGUCGCCUAUGUGGCAAAGGACCCUGUUAAUCGAAGAGCUUGCCACAUCCUGGAGUGCUCAGACGGGCUGGCCCAGGAUGUCAUUAACACCAUCGGCCAGGCUUUUGACCUACGCUUCCAGCAGUACCUGCAGUGCCCGUCCAGCAAGCCGUCCUCUACGCACGACAGGGUGUUCAACGUGGAGGAGUUACCGUGGACGGAGGAGGAGGAGGAGUCAGCAGAGCAUCCUUACUACAACAACAUCCCCGGGAAGAUGCCGCCUCCCGGAGGGUUCAUCGACACCCGGCUGACUAAUCAGAGCACAACGUCAGACGGGAGCCAGGCACAGACAGGCAUAAGCUCUGUGGAUCAGAACUAUUACCAAGGCCGCCACUGUGGAGACAACUGGACCGAGGAGAAGAGGUCCGUCUUUGUACAACAAGGAUCCUUGGACAUAAACAGCGAGAGCAAAAGUCUGGCGCCGAAACCAGGAGAGAUGCCCACAUACAUGAACACCCAGCAGAUUGACGCCCAGGUGCAGGCGGCACUCCAGGCGGAGUCGGAGCAGGUGACCAAGGGCGUGGCGGCCGCUGUUCGAGAGGUUGCGCAAACUGACUUAUUUGACAUGAAGCCCUUUGAGGACGCCAUCCAGUCCCAAGCCCCGUCGCAGGUGUCCGCUCUCCACAAAGCGGCGUCGGUGGACAACUCCAGCCCACUCCUGGCUCGCUCCAUAGCUUUCCGAGCGCAGGAGGAACUGGAGGGCCAGCCGUGGUAUCGCGGCAAAAUGAGCCGCCGCGACGCGGAAAAACUGCUGAGAGAUGACGGCGACUUCCUGGUGCGCAAAAGCACCACCAACCCGGGCUCUUACGUGCUGACCGGCAUGCACAAUGGACUUGCCAAACACCUCCUGCUGGUGGACCCCGAGGGCACGGUGCGGACAAAAGAUCACGUGUUUGACAGCAUCAGCCACCUUAUUGGCCAUCACCGUGAAAACAACCUGCCAAUCAUGUCAGCUGGGAGCGAACUGUGCCUCUUGCAGCCUGUGGUAUGGAAACAGUGACGCUCGCAUUGCCUGAUGGGAAACGGCAGGAACUGUCCCUCCAACCGUCUCACAAACUCAAAGGAAACGCUUGAGGGAAGCUGCUAAAAAAAAAAGUCGCUUGGAUUUGUCUGAGGAAAAACAAAUAUUUAUUAUAGAACUGUUAUUUUGUUGUGAUGACUGAAAUGCUAUAUUUUUGAGAAGACAUAGGAUACACAAUAUCUUGAUUUGGUGUUCAAAAAGAUGACAUGAAAAAAACACAUUCUUGUAGUUUAGACAAAACCUCAGAGAGGCGAGAGUAUUUUAGACGACGAAUUCAACUUUAUUGUCUGUCAAGCACAACCACAUUUCUACUGAAACCAUUCAAGCCCGCCCCCCCAAACACAAAUAACAUUUAUAUAGAAGGAAAAAUGUCCCAAGUGGACUUUUUUUGCUUUUGCUGGUGUUACUUAGCAAACACAUUCUUCAUUGUGCUGUCAGUGCGGCCUUAAAGAACAACUCUUGUUUUGAAAGUACUUCCCUGCUUUACCAAGGAGUAUUAGGGCCAGACUAGAAAGGAACAAAAUCAUUCAACUACGUUAGGAGAACAGAAAAGUCAUGAGAAUAAAGAUGGGACAUGAAGAAAAAGUUGAAAUGUUACGUACAAAAUAGAUACCGUACUUCCUUGAAUUGCCGCCGGGGCGCUAAUUAAUUUAAAACCACUUCUCACUCCUACGCUUACCAAAGGCAUGUGGUAAAAGUAAGCAUGCGCUAAUUAUUUUAAAAUCUCUUUUCACGCCGGCACUUACCAAAGGCAUGCAUUAAAAAUUUGAGUGUGAUGUAAGCUUGGACCUUAAAUCCUACUGAAUAGCUCUUAAUCUUCUUCCCUUUAUGCGAUUUCAAAUUACCGGUAUUGAAAUCAGCCUCCUCCAUUUUGAAAAUGAUGACAGGGGAAGUGUCACUCGUGACGUCACGAGUUUGACCAGGCGGUAAUACUAAGCAUGCGCUAAUUAUUUCGCAAAGCGGGUUUGACCCGGCAGUAAUUCAAGGCAGGUGCAUACUAUAUGCCCUGCGGCGAUCCAAGGAAAUACGGAAUUAGUAGUCUUCCAAAAUUAAGACUUCUUUUCAUAAUACGCAUUUUUUGUCAAAAAUUACAAAUGUAUUUUACAAAAAAAAAAACUUUUUGGAACUUUAUGAUCAUUGUAUGACUUGAUAGUGAUAAAAUUAAGAAAAAUAAUCCUGUUACUUUUUAUGACUUUUUUUUUCUCACACCUUAGGAUAUUUUGAUCCUAUAAAAGCUACUAACUACUACAACUACAAUAUAGUUAUGACUUUAUCUUGAAGAGAUUACCAUUUAGUCUCUUUAUCCGAUUAUUGCUUAAAUACAGUAUAAUUGUGUAUUCAAAUACAAUUAUGAAUUUUGUAAUGAUAUUUCAACUUUAAUCUGGUAAUAUUGCAGCUUUAAUAUUAUGAUUUAUUCUAAUACAAGUAUUUUUUUUUUUUAGUAAAAAUUUAUUUUUACUGCGAUGAGGUGGCGACUUGUCCAGGGUGUACCCCGCCUUCUGCCCGAUUGUAGCUGAGAUAGGCACCAGCGCCCCCCCGCCUCCCCAAAGGGAAUAAGCGGUAAAAAAUGGAUGGAUGGAUGGACUUUAUUCUUAACAAUAUUCAAAUAUAACGGUGCAAUAGCUAUUUUCUUCUUAAUAUCACCCCUUCAUGCUUUUUUAUUCUUAUAUAUAUUUCCUAUUUUCUCCAAUUUUACCUCUUUUGACUAUCACAACUUUUGUUAUUGUAUACAUCUUCAUUCCUGCAAUAUUUCCUCCUUAUUCCUGUAAUUGUAAGAUUUUAUUCUCAAAGUAUUAUUACUUAUUCUUUCUGGUGUGGCCCUAAUGUUACUUAGUAUAAACUAAAAAAAGUUAUUCGUAAACCUCACUAUUUGGAGGAGAGGCUUGUCUGUGCUGACACUGUACAAAUAUUUACACUUUUAACACGAUUCCAAUUUGGGUUGUUCUUCUUUUUAAAGGUUUAAUCAGUCAUUUCUUUAGGGAUUUAUCCAGCAGAUUAUUUUGAACAUAUUUAAAUGAUCUGAAUGACCACAAUAGCACAAUCACUAAGGUUGAAGACACAGAGGCAAGAGUUCCCUCAUGUUGCCACUAGGUGUCAGCACAUAGCCCUUCCUCAGCAUCCAUCACUACAAUGAUAGCAAAGAUGCUCUCUUGCCUCUGUGUAUCCUACUUGAAUUAUUAGACAAGUCCCACUUCUCAAUGCUCUCGUCCAUCAAAACCAAAAUGAAAAGGGAGGGAGGUUGAACCAAAAUCAGCAUGCAUUCAAUGGGUUUAACUCGACCGAUGCAAUGUAAUAUAUAUAUAUUAUAUGCUAUAUUUUAUAUAUAUAUUAUCAAUCGUGCCUGUAUUUUGCUGCAAGGGGUAGAGUGUACAUGUUUAACAACCAUGUGGGUACAUAAAGUGUCACAUUACAUAAACAUUCAGCAGGGAAACAAUCCAUGGCUUUAUGGGGAACCUUUUCUCAUACUAUUAUUGAGAUAGGAUUUGGAAAAAAUAUUCCAUAGUGCAAGGUAGAAAUUCAGCUAAAUUGGUAGUUUUUUUUCUUUCUAUUUUAUUCAGACAAUUCUUAAUUUUCAACACUAUUCCAGAAGGUUUUUAAACUAAGACAACAAUAAAAAAAAACAAGAAAGGGGAUGCAAAUAAUGUCGAUUUCUACAUGCUGAAAUUUAAUCACAUCCUAUUGGAAAUGGUACAAAUUGGUUUAAAAUCCCAUUCCCAUCCAAGAACAUGGCUUUUUGUCUGGGGUUUCCGGUGAUGAAAAUGUGCCUUUUCUUUGUAAAAAACAAACAAACAAAAAAAAACUAUGGAUGUUUUUAAUUAGUUCUUCAAAG
This is a messenger RNA of Nerophis ophidion (straightnose pipefish), 6503 nucleotides long. It is a transcript of the gene shc3, whose product is annotated as SHC (Src homology 2 domain containing) transforming protein 3. Gene Ontology annotation, cellular component: plasma membrane. The record is from RefSeq and is a predicted model, not a curated record. Bases 1715 to 3652 code for a protein of 645 amino acids. Gene Ontology annotation, biological process: intracellular signal transduction; cell surface receptor protein tyrosine kinase signaling pathway. Lineage: Eukaryota; Metazoa; Chordata; Actinopteri; Syngnathiformes; Syngnathidae. Gene Ontology annotation, molecular function: receptor tyrosine kinase binding. The transcript has 12 exons.